AUGUUCUCCUUCAUAGCCGACUUCCUCACCGGCAUCAUCUCCAUCCUCUUCCCCGUCUUCGCCUCCUACAAAGCCCUCCGCUCCAGCGACCCUGCCAACCUCGCCCCAUGGCUCAUGUACUGGACCACCCUCUCCCUGCUCCUCCUCGUGGAAUCACAAUUCGGCUUCCUAAUCUCCUGGUUCCCCUUCUACGCCUGGGCCCGCCUCGGCCUCCAUCUCUACCUCGUCCUGCCAGGCCAACAAGGCAGCGUCUUCAUCUACAAAGCCUACAUCCACCCCUUCCUCGAAGAACACGAGCGGCAGAUUGACCGCCUGAUCUCGGACUUACACGCGAAAGCUAAGGCAGCGGGCGGGGACGUGGUAAAGCAGGGCUGGGAGUACGUGCGGACGCAGUUGCUUGGGCAAGAAGCGAAGCAGCCGAGUCCGGUGCCAAGCAGGAAUGCCAGCUACAGUUCGUACUUGAUGGAUAGGUUCGCGAUGCCGAGUGCACGGCAAGCGGCAGGGGUGGCAGCGGGCGGAGAUCUGUUUGGGUUGAUCGGGAAAGCGCUUCAACAGACAACAUACCCGGAUUCUACGAGCAGGGAGGCGCAGGCGGAUGAUCUCACGCGGAGUGGGAAUCUCAUCCCACCUUCGUUGCGCGGCGACGAGAGGACAGACUUCAUUGCAACGCAGAGGGAGAGGUUGAACACGCUUUUGAGAGCAUUCGACCAUGAGGCUGGAGCACCAGCAGCGGACAUGGCAGGCUACGGAGCGAGAGAUGCCGCAUAUUCAUCAUCCCGCUCUUCCAUGCCAAGACAGCCAUCGUCGCGGAAGUCCUACCUCGCGGCCACGGACUCGCCAAACAUGCACAAAAGCCGGAGCGAGAGCGAGUUUGAGGAUUUAGCGUAUGAGCCGAUGCCGGACCCAGAGCACUAUCGUCCACAGCCGGAGAAGCGGCCCUCUAGUCGAAGGAAAGGAGGGGGUGGUGGUCAAGCAGGAUGGAGCAACUGGAUCUGGGGCAGCUAUGGGGAGAAGGACAGUGCUGUUGAUCCGCGGAAAGACGAGUAG
Saxophila tyrrhenica is the source of this 1047-nucleotide messenger RNA. RefSeq lists its product as uncharacterized. Lineage: Eukaryota; Fungi; Ascomycota; Dothideomycetes; Mycosphaerellales; Extremaceae. The transcript has 2 exons. Bases 1 to 1047 code for a protein of 348 amino acids. The record is from RefSeq and is a predicted model, not a curated record.